Messenger RNA from Diachasmimorpha longicaudata, 3248 nucleotides. It is a transcript of the gene Tnpo, whose product is annotated as transportin-1. Gene Ontology annotation, biological process: protein import into nucleus. The coding region runs from base 124 to 2817 and encodes 897 amino acids. Gene Ontology annotation, molecular function: nuclear import signal receptor activity; small GTPase binding. Gene Ontology annotation, cellular component: cytoplasm; nucleus. NCBI's taxonomy places the organism in Eukaryota, Metazoa, Arthropoda, Insecta, Hymenoptera, Braconidae. The transcript is spliced from 9 exons. The record is from RefSeq and is a predicted model, not a curated record.
CGCCAUUUUGACUCGUUCCACUGCUCGCCUGGUCCGCUGAUGGUGCUACAUGCGGUGAGUUUCCGGUGUACCGUGAAGUGAUAGACGACUCGGUCUGUUCAGUGGUGCUAGUGAAAAAACACGAUGAAAAUGGCGUGGCAACCGCAGGAGGAAGGACUUCGACAAAUUCUCACGCUCCUGCAGGAGUCACAGAGCCCAGACACCGCUACUCAACGUGCCGUACAACAAAAAUUGGAGGAGCUCAACAAGUUCCCGGAUUUCAACAAUUACCUCAUCUUCGUGCUGACGAAGCUGACGUCUGAAGAUGUACCAACCCGCUCACUCAGCGGUCUAAUCCUCAAGAACAACGUACGCGCCCACUACCACAAGUUUCUCCCCGAAGUAACAACCUUCAUAAAACAAGAAUGCCUCCAAGCAGUGGGCGAUCCAUCACCAAUGAUCCGAGCAACAGUUGGAAUUCUCAUCACCACAAUCGCCUCAAAAGGCGACCUCACAACAUGGCCCGAACUUCUUCCUGCCCUCUGCCAGAUGCUGGACUCCCAGGACUACAACAUCUGCGAAGGUGCAUUUGGUGCUCUUCAGAAGAUCUGCGAGGAUUCAGCUGAACUACUGGACUCCGACGCCCUGAAUCGUCCCCUCAACGUUCUGAUUCCCAAGUUCCUCCAGUUCUUCAGACACACGAGCCCGAAGAUCAGAUCGCACGCGAUAGCCUGCGUCAAUCAGUUCAUCAUCAACAGAACUCAAGCUCUGAUGAUUCAUAUUGACAAUUUCCUGGAGAAUCUCUUUCAUCUGGCGAAUGAUGAGGAUCCUGAGGUGCGUAAGAACGUCUGCAGGGCACUGGUGAUGCUACUGGAGGUGAGAAUAGAUCGAUUGAUCCCCCACAUGCACAACAUCAUCGAGUACAUGCUCCUGAGGACUCAGGAUUCUGAUGCUGGAGUUGCUCUAGAGGCCUGCGAAUUCUGGUUAUCACUCGCUGAACAGGAAAUUUGUAAUGAAGCACUUGCACCCCACCUUCCCCGGUUGAUUCCAGUCCUGGUUGGGGGUAUGAAGUAUUCAGAAAUCGAUAUUAUUCUUCUGAAAGGUGAUGUUGAAGAGGAUGAAAUGAUUCCUGAUCGUGAGGAGGACAUCAGACCGAGAUUUCACAAGUCAAAGAGUCAUCACGCCCUUCAUCCAUCGAAUAAACAUUCAGAAGAGAAUGGAGGAUGUGAUGAUGAUGGUGAUGCUGAUGAUGGUGGUGAUGAUGACUCGUCUCUGAGUGAUUGGAACCUGAGGAAGUGUUCUGCAGCUGCUCUUGAUGUACUUGCUGGUGUCUUCAGGGAGGAUCUGCUUCCUGUUCUGGUUCCAAUCUUGAAGGAGACACUCUUUCAUCAGGAUUGGGAGAUCAAGGAGUCAGGGAUUUUAGCACUGGGGGCUAUUGCUGAAGGAUGCAUGGAUGGAAUGAUUCCUCAUCUGUCUGAACUCAUUCCUUAUCUCAUUGGGUGUCUCAGUGAUAAAAAAGCUCUUGUCAGGGCCAUCACCUGCUGGACACUUAGUCGGUAUUCUCAUUGGGUUUGUUCACAACCUCAUGACACUUACCUCAAACCCCUCAUGACUGAACUCUUGAAACGUGUCCUGGAUGGGAAUAAACGUGUUCAGGAAGCGGCGUGUUCAGCAUUUGCUACACUUGAGGAAGAAGCCUGUACUGAGCUGGUGCCCUACCUUGGGUUCAUCCUGGAGACGUUGGUAUUUGCAUUUGGAAAGUAUCAGCACAAGAACCUGCUGAUACUGUACGACGCCAUUGGAACGUUGGCUGAAUCAGUUGGUCAUCAUCUGAACAAACCUGACUACAUCAACAUCCUCAUGCCGCCAUUAAUCAACAAGUGGAAUGUCCUGAAGGACGAGGACAAAGACUUGUUUCCACUUCUUGAGUGUCUCUCGUCGGUGGCCACUGCUCUUCAAUCUGGUUUCCUACCUUACUGUGAACCUGUCUACAGGAGGUGUGUCUCACUUGUCGAACAGACGUUGAAUCAACACAUUGCCAACACCCAGAGUCCUGAACAAUUUGAACCACCUGAUAAAGAUUUUAUGAUUGUUGCACUGGAUUUACUGAGUGGUCUUGCUGAGGGACUCAAUGGUCAUAUGGAGAGAUUGGUUAUGAAUAGUAAUGUUAUGCAGCUGUUGUAUCAGUGUAUGCAGGAUCCAACGCCAGAGGUCAGGCAGAGUAGUUUUGCGUUAUUGGGGGAUCUCACCAAGGCCUGUUUUCAACACGUUCUUCCAUGUAUACCCGACUUUAUGCCAAUACUCGGACAAAACCUGAAUCCGACCUUCAUUUCCGUAUGUAACAACGCGUCCUGGGCCAUUGGAGAGAUUUCUAUAAAAUUAGGCCAAGACACGAGUUCGUAUAUUCCCCUGAUAAUAACACAACUAAUCGACAUAAUAAAUCGUCCCAACACACCAAAAACACUUCUGGAGAACACAGCGAUAACGAUCGGUCGCCUAGGUUAUGUGUGUCCCCAAGACGUCGCCCCCAUGUUACAGCAGUUUGUCCGACAGUGGUGCAUAUCGCUGAGAAAUAUACGUGAUAAUGCUGAGAAGGAUUCGGCAUUCAGAGGAAUGUGCCAGAUGAUAACGGUUAAUCCAGCUGGUGUUGUUCCUGAUUUUGUCUUCUUCUGCGAUGCUGUUGCCUCCUGGGUAACGCCACGUGACGAUUUGAAGGACAUGUUCCACAAGAUUCUUCACGGGUUCAAGAAUCAAGUGGGAGCUGACAACUGGAAGAGAUUCUCCGAUCAAUUUCCACCACAACUGGGCGAACGACUUCAUAAUAUGUACGAAGUCUGAAGGACCCCGCCUUGUUUUAACGGCCACUUAAUGGGGGAGGCCGAUCGGGGAUGGGCGGGGAAUAUAGAAAACGGGUGGACAGGGUGGGUGGUUGAAACCACGGCCUCUUCUCAUCAAAAUCAUCGACUUACCACGUUCGUCGUUGAGUGUCUAAAAACGUCAUGGCCACCGGUGAAUCCAGUGUCCAGCCCACUAAUUUGGGGGGGUGGGGGGGAGGGGGGAAUUAAUUUUUGUAAGCAGCCGACACAACCACUGGCCCCAGUGAGGCCCAGAAUGGGGUAAAAAAUAUCGAAGGGGAUGAGGAAAAAGUUAAAAAAACAAAAAAAAAUUUGACAAAAAAAUGGAAAUUAUUCUGUUUGCAAAAGUGAAAAUCAUUGGAUCGAGUCAAUAUCAUGAAUUUAAUAAUCAACAAAAUGGCCGCGACAGUGUGG